GACUCCUUUAUUUAAUGAUCUGGAAAGAGAGACAAUUUUCGGGAUUGGUGUUUCGUGAGUGGAGCGUGGCAGUGGUGGUUUUGCGUGGCAAGUUUGUUUAGUAGGCCGACGAGUGUUUAUUUUGGUUUCAGUAUUACAACUAAAGAGAAUUUUAAGUAAAAUUAUCUUCAUAUUUAUUAAAAAUGACUUCAGUUUCAAAUGGAGAAAUCCCUGCAAAGCAAAAGAUCAUGUGAAAGGAUUGGUUGGGUUCGCAUAGUAUUUCCUUUAAUAUGAAGAUUUUGUGUAAAGUUCCAGUUUUGUUAUCAUCAUUGUAUAAACAGACUCUCCCAUCACUCACAUAUUGUCGCUUGAUGUCUCAAAAUUUAGAGUCUAAGAAAAAGGCUCCUAAAAAUGAACAAGAAGCUGAAGAUCAACAAAAAUUUGUCCUCAAAACAGCAAAAGGGACCAGAGAUUAUGGCCCCAUUGAAAUGGCUGUCAAAGAAAAAUCUUUUAAGAAAAUAAUUGAUUGUUUUAAAAGACAUGGAGCUGAAACAAUAGAUACUCCAAUUUUUGAACUAAAAGAUGUUUUAACUGGGAAGUAUGGAGAGGACAGUAAAUUAAUUUAUGAUUUAGCUAAUCAGGGAGGAGAAAUAGUGUCUUUGAGAUAUGAUUUGACUGUACCUUUUGCCAGAUACUUAGCAAUGAAUAAAAUAACAAAUUUCAAGAGGUAUCACAUAGGUAAAGUGUACAGAAGAGAUGCCCCAUCUAUGACUAAAGGAAGGUAUCGAGAAUUUUAUCAAUGUGAUUUUGAUAUUGCUGGGGUAUACAGUGAAAUGGUACCUGAUGCAGAAUGUGUUCGAAUUAUGAAAGAAAUUCUAACUGAUUUGGAUAUUGGAGAUUUCAUGAUCAAGGUUAAUCACAGGAAUAUACUUGAUGGGAUGUUUGCUUGUUGUGGUGUUCCUGUUGAUAAAUUCCGAACUAUCUGUUCUUCUGUUGAUAAACUAGACAAGUCACCAUGGGAUGAAGUAAAAUCAGAAAUGGUGAAUGAAAAACACUUGGAUGAAAGUGUGGCUGAUAAAAUUGGUGAAUUUGUUAGAAAACAUGGAGGAGCUGAUCUCAUAGAUGAAUUGCUCAGCCAUGAAGAGCUUUCUAAAAACAAAUCUGCUGUUCAAGGUCUUGAAUCAAUGAAAUUGUUUUUCACCUAUUGUGAACUUUAUGGUGUCCUAGAUAAGAUUUCUUUUGAUCUUAGCCUUGCUAGAGGACUUGAUUACUAUACAGGAAUAAUAUUUGAAGCUGUUUUGAUUGGUCAGACGGUGUUGGAUGAAAACAAUGAGCCUGUCAGUCUUGGUAGCAUAGCUGGUGGUGGUAGAUAUGAUGAACUAGUUGGCAUGUUUGAUUCAAAGAAUAAGAAUGUUCCAUGUGUUGGAAUGAGCAUAGGAAUCGAACGUAUUUUUGCACUUAUGGAAGCUAAGCUAUCGGCAAGUGGUAAGAAAAUACGAAGCACAGAAACAGAGGUUUAUGUUGCCACAGCUCAAAAGAAAUUGGCUCAUCAUAGAAUGAAGCUUUGUCGAGAGCUAUGGGAUGCUGGAAUAAAAGCCGAACAAUCAUACAAAUUAAAUCCAAAGCUUUUAGAUCAACUUCAAUAUUGUGAAGCUCGUGGCAUUCCUAUUGCUGUGAUACUUGGUGAAUCAGAAAUUCAAAACUCUGUUGUAAAGAUUAGAUUUGUUGAAUCAAGGGAGGAGCUGGAAAUUGCUGAUUCUGGGCUGGUUGAUUUUCUACUGAAAAGGAGAUGGAUAUCAGUGAAUUAUCCGGAUGGAUACUAUCCGAAUAGAACUCUAGACUAGUAAUUACAAAUAGUUGCCACUUGCUACCAGAGACAAAAAAUGCUGGAAAUUGCCCAAUCUGAGCUGGUUGAUUUUCUAAAGAAAAGGAGAUUCACAUCAACUUAACUAAUCAUAAUGCGGAACUUCUUAACUAAGGCAAUAAAGUGCUUCUCCAUGAAUGGCUUGUGAAAGUUAUUUUUCAAGUGACUCACUGAUCGAAAAUAAUCUAUCAUUCGUAUUUAUUAUUUAUUUAUACUUUCUAUUUUAAUGAUGUGUAUAUAAUUAUAAAAGGGAAACAAAUUUUAUUAUGUGCCUAAAUGUUCCUUGGUCUAAUUAAAUUUUAUGUUGUGAAUUUUAAUUUUUUGUAACAAUUUUAAAACUGCUAUGGUAAUGUCCAAAUGUUAUGUUUCUAUUAAAUUUUUUGAAAAACGUCUGUUAAUUCUACAAUAUAAAUUAAAUAGUUAAAAAGUUACUAAAUAAAAGUUACAUCAUUAAAGUUACUAAAUAAAAAGUUUUAAUGUAUGAUUUUUUUCAAAGAUUUUAUGCAGAGAAUUUAUGUAUAUUUCUUAGAACUUUAAAAUAAUAUUCAAUGGAAAUGAAAUUUGUGCAAAUAACCAUUUGUACUUCUAUUUGAAUUAAAUAAAGCAAAAAUAUACAUUUUAAUUUAUACAGCAUUGUAAAACUUUUAUUUUUGUACUGCAGCUUCAUCACUGUAUUUUUUUUUAAGUUUUGAAUUUUUUUACUAAUUACGAAUUAUUUCUAUCGCAAAAAUAAAAUCAACAAAUUUACUUUUAUGUGCCUCAUUUUUUAAAAAAAAAUAUUUGAGUGUUUUAAAUUAUUACUUUUUAUAUUAGGUGUCUGUAUGCAAAUCUAUUUUAUGUUAAUGAGCCAAAAACAAUUGCCGACAAAAUAUUUUAUUUAAACCCUAAUUUUACUUCCUACUUUUUUUUUUUAUUCAUUCUCUGAUUUAGGUGAAUUCAUUCUAUUGAAACCCUGAUUUAGGUGUACAAAUCUUUACCAAAGAUUAUGUUUAAGUACUCUUUUGACUUUCUUUUACAAAAUGACCAAAAAUAAAAAUUUUGUAGCUUUCAUUUAUUUUAAAAUAGCUUUUCUUAUUGUCAAAUUGUAUGAACAUUCUUAAAAGCAUCUGUAUUUUAUCUGUACCAACAUAUAGAAAUAAUAAAAAAUGCAUUUGUAAAAA
Molecule: messenger RNA, 3003 nt
Organism: Parasteatoda tepidariorum (common house spider)
Lineage: Eukaryota; Metazoa; Arthropoda; Arachnida; Araneae; Theridiidae
Gene: HisRS
Product: histidine--tRNA ligase
Biological process (GO): mitochondrial translation; histidyl-tRNA aminoacylation
Cellular component (GO): cytoplasm; cytosol; mitochondrion
Molecular function (GO): RNA binding; histidine-tRNA ligase activity; ATP binding
Source: RefSeq, a predicted model, not a curated record